This is a messenger RNA of Aphis gossypii (cotton aphid), 2249 nucleotides long. Its product is annotated as glycine receptor subunit alpha-3-like. Lineage: Eukaryota; Metazoa; Arthropoda; Insecta; Hemiptera; Aphididae. The record is from RefSeq and is a predicted model, not a curated record. Gene Ontology annotation, biological process: nervous system process; signal transduction; chemical synaptic transmission. Gene Ontology annotation, molecular function: extracellular ligand-gated monoatomic ion channel activity; neurotransmitter receptor activity; transmembrane signaling receptor activity. The coding region runs from base 518 to 1867 and encodes 449 amino acids. Gene Ontology annotation, cellular component: neuron projection; membrane; synapse. The transcript is spliced from 11 exons.
CAAAUUUUACCGUUAAACACACGGAAAUAGUUAAACUAGAUCCAACUUCGUGGUAUCGUGGUUAUACAUGACGUGGUAAGAACAUAUAAAAUGUCUGGUAUACUAAAAUCUUACCAUGUAUACCAACCAAUCACAGAAGAGUGUUUUUAUGCACGUACACGUACACGUAUGUAGUGGAAACCCGCCUUAAAUCCAUAAAUUUAAUAUCGACGACCGCGGUCGUCAUUCGAAUGGUGGUGAAGUUACAGGGGUCGAAUUUUCUACCAGUGAUGUUGUCGACUUUGACGCCGACGAAAACCGCUGUUUCGGUGUUCCCAGUACCCAAGCCUGUGGGAGAAUAAAAUAUUACCUGUAUAAAAUAUUGACUCUACACUGGCGUGCCGGUCGAAGACUCAGUGGAUUUAUUAUUCUCUAGCGGAUAGACUUACAAGCUCGAUUAAAGAGAGCACAAAGCGCGGAUAUGCGUUCACCGACUCACAGUCGACAAACAGCCGGACAAAUGUUUAAAAAUUAAAAAAUGUUUCAUUUGGUACGUUCAAAGGACUUUUACGAAAUGGAAACUGAGUACAACAAAAACAUGCUACCAGGCAAAGACGUAGACGUAUCUCUAUCAUUGCACAUUAAUCGAAUAUCUGGCGUAGACGAGAGCAAAGAGGAAAUAGCAUUAGACGUGUUUUUGCAUGUGUACUGGGAAGACCCCCGAAUCUGGAUUUUGGGGAAUGCGAGUCAAGUGGAACUAACCUGGGACAAGGACCCGAAGUUUUGGAUCCCUGACCUAUACAUCAGGCAACUGAGAGAGAUGAAAGUGCUAACGCUGUUCCAGGACUUAGCAUCGAUACGAUUAUACGAUAACAGCACGCUCCGAAUUAGCAUUGGAGCAACCAUAAUAAUCAAGUGUGACAUGGACUUCGUACUUUAUCCGUUGGAUGUACAAACUUGCGCUGUAGACUUCGGCAGCUACAAAUACACGCUGACAGACAUGAAAUUCCAUUGGAGAGAUGAUCCAUUGAUUUUCCCCAGCGACUUUGGAGAUGGAUUUCGAUUACCUCGUUACGUUGUAUCGUUUGUCACUGAUAAUCGUUUGAAUGUGAUUUAUUACGGCGAUGGUAAUCAUUCCACGGCUCGGCUUGUGAUUACGCUCAGUCGCGAACUCAGAAGCCACCUGCUAGAAAGUUACUUGCCAAGCACUCUAUUCGUUGUCAUGUCUUGGGGCAGCUUCGUGGUAAUGCCUGAAGUUGUGCCUGGUAGAAUGGUGCUACUGGUCACAACACUUCUGUCACUGGUCACCAUGUUCGAUACUAUAAGCAUACGUGGUGCUUUUGUCUACAAAUGGAGCAAUGUAAAAAAGAACAACUCGCCGAGCGCGCUGGAACUGAAAUGCAUCGAAGUGUGGCUGAUAUCAUGCACGCUGUUCGUGUUCCUGGCGCUGGUCGAGUACUUUAUCGUGCUAUUCGGUAUGAGAUACGAUAAACAUUGGAGGCAUAAAAAACACGAUCUGGACGGCGGUGGAGGCGCUCCAAGCAGACUGCCAUUAUUUGGGUCCAACAAAGUUCACGCAACAUCCGGAAACGAUGUGUCUGGAGAAGAAGAUUCGGUAGGUGCGACUGCAAAGGCUCAACUUCCCGCACCACAGCCGCAAAUGUUGACGACGAACAACAAUGGACCAGCGCAGGUGGUUACAUCCGCUGGAAAACUGCGGUUCCAGUUGGUUGCUAGACACGUCAUAUUGUAUUGCGGAUCACCAAGAGGCACCCUCGACCAGGUGUCAUUAGCACUGUUCCCGUUGUGCUUUGUCCUUUUUUCCGUCAUGUACUGGAUAUCGUACAUUAGCGAAUCCAGGCGGAAAUCGUUGGCGGCCGUCGUCUGAGAACGUCUUCAAAAAUAAUAAUAUCAUAUGUCAGUGUCAAGUGUGUUCACCAUACUACAGAUAUUAUUUUAUUAUAUUGUAUUUUUAAGCAAAAUUUGUCUUUUAUACUUGUUUAUAGAGUUAGUGUAACAUAUAGACAUUUUAACUUUUUUUUAAGUAAAUUAUAUACAUUUUCAAGUUAUUUAUAUCCAUAUGCCAUUGAGUUAGUAUAAUUAAUAUGUACUAACUAAAAAAUAACUUUUAUACAUUUAAAUAUUCACAAAUGUUUUUCACUUUCUCAUAUUCGAAACUACACUAUUUUUCUGUUGUAUGGAUAUAAAAUAUUGUUGAGUAUAUCGAAAAUAUAUCGAAAAAAUAUUUCUAAUUCCAUGAGUAAAAAAAA